Thamnophis elegans (Western terrestrial garter snake) is the source of this 2516-nucleotide messenger RNA. It is a transcript of the gene GPAT2, whose product is annotated as glycerol-3-phosphate acyltransferase 2, mitochondrial. NCBI's taxonomy places the organism in Eukaryota, Metazoa, Chordata, Lepidosauria, Squamata, Natricidae. The record is from RefSeq and is a predicted model, not a curated record. Bases 22 to 2346 code for a protein of 774 amino acids. The transcript is spliced from 20 exons. Gene Ontology annotation, cellular component: mitochondrial membrane.
UCUCAGGUGGAGACCUGGACCAUGGACUUGGGGCUCAACCUGGAUAUCGUCAGGCCUUUUUUGGGCAAAUACCGUUCCUUUGUCGGGCGCUGCUGCCAAAGAUGCACCUCGAAGAGCUGGGGAUUUUUCUUUCACAAGCACCUGGCCUCCAUGGGGUUUUCCAAUGUGAUCAAGAUAACAGAAAAAAACACCAGGUACAGAGGCUGGCUUGUAAGGAGGCUGUGUCACUUCCUGACUGUCUGUGACUGGAGGCUUCCGGCUGAAAUGCCACCCAAUCUCCAGGAAAGGCUCUUUCGCAGCCAAAGAGUGCAAGAGGUGGUGUCUCCAAAAGGCUCCGGGGAAGCUCCAGGGAGCAUCAUCUCUGCAGAAGAGUGGAUGAAGGAGAUCCAUAGGAUUCUCUGCCAGAUACAAGGCCGCCUCUCCCCUUUCCUCUUGAGGUUCUGUCACUGGGUUCUGCUAAAAUUCCUGACCCGGAUAUUCCUCAGAGUGAUAGUCCACAAAGGGCAGCUGGAGAUGGUGCACAAAGCAGGAGAGGUGGCUGAUACUCCCGUGAUUUUCCUUUCUACUCACAAGUCUCACCUGGAUGGUCUGUGGCUUCCGUUCCUUUUGGUCUCCCAGGGCAUAGCUAUGCCACACGUGGCUUGGGAGAACAAAACCUUCACUCCCACCUACAGGGCCCUGUUGGCUUCCCUGGGGGGGCUGUUCCUACCCCAGGGAAUGGGGCAGAGAUGGGACGUUGGUGAAGGCGCCCUCUCCAGAGCUGUGGUGGCCUCCUAUGUCGAAGAACUACUCCUGAGCAAGCAACCCCUGCUGAUCUUCUUGGAAGAGGUCUUCUCAGGGUCUCAGCAGCUCUCCCCCUCUGGUAGAGCUUGGCUGAACUUGGUGCUCAGUGCUUAUUACACUGGGGCUGUCCCAGACGUCACAAUUGUGCCCGUUGGCAUCUCCUAUGAGAGAGCCCCUGACUUCGUUCACAGGGGGGAGGAGUGCCCCACCCGGAUUCUUAGUCUCUGGGCCACGGUGUGGACUCUCUGCAAAGCAGCUUGUCGUGGACAGAGCUGCGUUCGGAUUGACCUUGCACAGCCCUUCUCUUUGCAGGAGUUUGUCACAAACAGAUGUUUCAGGCAGAGCAGCUUUAGGAAGCCCUUGAGGGACCUGCUCUCACCCGAAAUUCUCGGCAGGUGCCCCAGCAUUCUGGAUUGUGAGAAAAUGGAAUGUUGGCCUUCGCACUCUCAAGAUGUCGUGCCACUGCCUGGCGUAGAAGAACAGGUUUUGCUGGACAAUUUGAGCCUGCACACUUUGAGUGCCGGUGUAUCGUGUUCGGCCAUCAUGACAGUCCACAUCCUCUCUGCACUUCUGCUACACAAGCACCAAGAGGGAGUUUUACUUUCUCGGCUGAUGCAAGACUUCGUAUGGAUCACUGAUGAGAUCCUGAUGCGUAACUAUGACGUGGGGUUUUCCGGCCGGGUCCGUGACGUGUUGUGUCAUGGCCUCUCCCUGCUCCGAAGUUGUGUUACCCUCUACAGCCUCUCGUUGGGUGAUGUCUUCCUGGUGGUCAAGAAAACCGAGGCAGCCAUCAGGGAGCUGAGCCACCAUAGCAUGUCCCUCUUGCCUGUCUUCAUCCAGGAAGCCAUCGGAGCCUGCUCCAUCAAUGCCCUUCUGAUGGAGGUACUGCCGUUUUUGGGGACCCCCGAGCAGCUCGGGAACUUCGUCCUGGCCCACGAAGAACUUCACAACAAGUCUGUCUUGCUGGUUCAGCUGCUCCCCAAAGAUUUCCUUCUACGUCUGCCUUGCCAGUCUGUGCAUUAUUAUUGUCAGCAUGCUGUGGACAAGCUGGUGGAGUCUGGACUGUUGGUGGCCGAGGAGGUGCCCAGCGAUUGCUUCGUGUGUGACACAACUCAGAAAGGCUUUGCCGAGAAGUUUCUGUGGAAGGCAACAGAAGAUUUUGUCGAGGUUGAGGGCCGCGAGGAAGCUGAGAAGCAGUGCUUCAAAGUAAGUCAUUCGGAAAGCUGCUCCAACCUCUUUGUGUUCCUUUGUGGCCUCCUCGGCCCUCCGCUGAAGACGCUGGAGAGGGCCAUCAUCUUCCUCCAAGAGCAGGAUUUCCCUCAGCCAGAAUCUCGGUUCAUGGAGGAGCUGCAGAGGGACUUGGUGAGGUUGGCACGAGAGGACGGUUCUUUUGAAUGUGCCAACAGGAGCUUGACCGACACUGCCGUUCGCAUCUGCAAAGAAUUAGGGGUGUUCAAGGAAGUAACGGAAGACAAGGAAGCUCUUCUCCAUCUGUCCGAAACUUUCGCUGCCCGAGAAAACCAAAAAAAACUGGAGAAAUUCAUCCAUCAAUUUAUCUACUAGCUCCUUUUUUGAUCCGUCUUCCUUUAACAGGCAGAACGAUUCAGGGAUCUGGCUAAGAAUUAUCCCCCACCAGUCUGUUUGGAGUCUUGUUUUGUUUGUGUUCUACUUUUGAAAUGUUGUUUUCCAGGAAGGGGAAAUUUUGAGCAAGGCAACGAGGCCAGUUAGGUUAA